Molecule: messenger RNA, 1462 nt
Organism: Exophiala viscosa
Lineage: Eukaryota; Fungi; Ascomycota; Eurotiomycetes; Chaetothyriales; Herpotrichiellaceae
Product: putative uridine nucleosidase Urh1
Exons: 5
Coding region: 226-1314 (362 amino acids)
Biological process (GO): purine nucleoside catabolic process
Cellular component (GO): cytosol
Molecular function (GO): purine nucleosidase activity
Source: RefSeq, a predicted model, not a curated record
ACGCCACGAGACCAAACAAUUGGCCUAGUCGUCCGGAGGAGGGGGGAUCUUAUCUCGGUUGCCAUGCAAGCUUCAAUUUCGGAGUACUGCACCUGUCCGACCCCACGUGUCGACGCCGGCAGGUGGCCGUUAUGCAGGGCCCUGCCACGGAGUUCUGCUACGUCUUCGAGUUGAAAUACUUUGGGCGACGACGAAGAGGUCCAGGAUCCCUGCAGAGCCGACAGAAUGACGGACCGUAUACCAAUCUGGUUGGACGUUGACACAGGGCACGAUGAUGUCUUUGCCAUUCUCAUCGCGGCCCAUCACCCGCACCUCAAGUUUCUCGGUGUGACCUCGACUCAUGGUAACGCUCCGCAAGUGCACACCACGAACAACUCAAGUGCCGUUCUCAAAGCCGUGGGAAGGACUGAUGUCCAGGUGUAUCCUGGAGCGGUGAAGCCUUUCUGCCGAGAAGAAGUCGAUACUCCUGACAUUCAUGGUCCCACGGGUCUGGGCGGCACGACACUACUGCCAGAACCAACAACCAAUAUCGUUAGGGACGUGAACUUUCUUGUGGCUACACGCGACGCCAUUAUGGCCCAGCCACCUCAAACGGCGUGGUACGUGGCUACCGGGCCUUGCACCAACGCUGCUCUGCUCUUCGCUGCCUAUCCGGAGGUUGCACACCAUCUCGCUGGCCUGAGCAUCAUGGGUGGCGCGGUCGGAGGCGACUUCUGCCCUCAAGUAAGUAAAGAGUUCGGCAAGACGCUCGGACAAUCAGAGGGAAUUGGCAAUGAGACCCCCUGGGCAGAAUUCAACAUCUACUGCGAUCCCGAAGCCGCACAAGCCGUCUUUUCGAAUCCCGUCAUCUCAGCGAAAACUACCCUCGUCACCCUCGACCUGACACAUCAAUGUCUCGCCACGAAAGAGGUGCGAGAACGACUUCUGCAGGGAACUUCCGAGAAACCAAGUCAACUACGCCUCUUUCUCCACGAGAUACUCGAAUUCUUCGCACAAAGCUACGUCGAGUGGUUCGAAGUAUAUGAAGGCCCCCCGCUACACGAUCCGCUUGCCGUUGCUGCCUUGUUCGGCUACUCCAGUGGCAUAUACGAGGAGGAUGGCGACCGGUACGACGUCAAGGUUGUGACAGAUGGAGCACAUAGCCCGCUGGACUCGGUAAGAGGACAAGUGGGUAGGACGGUCGUCACGAAGGUAGAGCCAGGCUCGAAUGGUCUUGUGCAAGGCGUGAGAAUUCCUAGGAAAUUGCAUACAGGAAAGUUCUGGGAUGUCUUGCAGGAGUGCGCCCAGCUCGCGGAUGAGAAAAUCGCACUCUGACCAUCUCGCAACGAAUGCCAGGAGGAGGACGUCUAAGUGCGGCGACUCGCAGUGCCGAAGACGACGACACGAUUGAUUAUUGCAUUUGAUUUUAUGAUACCCACACCUUGUACAAUUACGAUUUACGAUAUGGUACAGGCACUUGUCC